Messenger RNA from Emiliania huxleyi CCMP1516, 480 nucleotides. RefSeq lists its product as hypothetical. The transcript has 2 exons. NCBI's taxonomy places the organism in Eukaryota, Haptophyta, Isochrysidales, Noelaerhabdaceae. The coding region runs from base 1 to 480 and encodes 159 amino acids. The record is from RefSeq and is a predicted model, not a curated record.
AUGUCCAACAAGGCUGCGGAGCUCAAGGCGCUCCGCCGGCAAGACGACACCGAGCGCCGCCGCAUCCUCUCUCAGCUCGCCGAGGACAAGGCCGAGCGCGAACAGCGCCGCCAGGCGGCUGUGCAAGAUCCGGCUGCGCAAGACCCGGCUGCGCAAGGGCCCACGCCGCCGGGCAAGGGCGCCGCCGGGCCCUCCUCGACAGCAGGUCCGUCCACGACGACGGCGCUCCUCGUGCGCACCGCGGAGGGCGCGCUGCGCGCCUCCUUCUCCGCCGACUCGACCCUCCUCGACGUGCGCGCCUGGGUGGACGAGUCGUGCCGCGUGACGGCCGCGUCGGCGAUGUCUCCCCCGCGGCCGGUCGUCGGCGGCGGGCGCGUGCUCGUGAGCACCGAGCAGACCGAGGCGCUCCGCGCCGGCCGCGAGUUCUUCGAGCAGCAGACCGCUCGCAUGCGAGAGGAGGCCCGCUCAGUACUUGACUGA